Molecule: messenger RNA, 1527 nt
Organism: Fusarium vanettenii 77-13-4
Lineage: Eukaryota; Fungi; Ascomycota; Sordariomycetes; Hypocreales; Nectriaceae
Exons: 5
Coding region: 1-1527 (508 amino acids)
Source: RefSeq, a predicted model, not a curated record
AUGUUGGCUCUCGCGCCAUCAGGUUUCCAACGCAGCAACGUCCAUCCUCUACCUUCUAUUCGACAGGCCCUGGAAGAAGGUGCAAAGAACAAAGGGUGCCUGGUUGCUCGAUGGAGCGAUAGCCCUCCGAAACAUGCCCCUUACGUCGCUCUGAGCUACGAGCACGAGGAAGCCAAACAACAUCAAAUGGAACAGAUGAACCUGAUAUAUCACAACGCAGAACUGACCAUUAUUGCUGCUGCCAGGAGCGAUGUGCAAUACGGGCUGCCAGGAGUGGGAGCGGGAUACCGCCCACGGAUCCCACAGCAAGUUGUCAAGAUUGGCAACAUCGAAAUAGUGCCCACCAUGAGGCAUCCUCACUCCGCGAUCCAAGUGUCAGAAUGGUCGACAAGGGCGUGGACUUUCCAAGAAGGCAUUCUGAGCCGCCGCUGCCUCGUCUUCACCAACGACCAAAUGUACUUUGAAUGCGAUGGUAUGAACUGUCAUGAGAGUGUCACGAAUGUGCCAAAAAGGAACGACCAUUGGAGCAACUUGGAAUACUGCCAGCAAAUUGAGAACUCGCUGGAUGAACUACAUGCUCUACACAAGCGCGAAUCCGACCGUACAUUGCGACCUGGAAUCCUGGGAUGGAACGACAAGCACCGCUUUGGCCAACCUGACCGUCCAGGCUUACAUGCCGCUUUUGUGCAAUUCCUGGAAAUGAUUCAGGCAUACUCGGCCAGGGAACUAAUGCGUCCUUCCGACGCCCCCAAGGCAUUCUAUGGCAUCGCCAGCAAGUUUGAAGUAAUUCCGGACAGGAUCGACCAGAUCUGGGGCAUUCCUUUCUAUUGUAACGAAGAAAGGACCCGGGAGGAGACCUUUGUGGCCGGGCUUGCUUGGAAUCACAAGGCAAGGGCGGGCUAUGACCUAGAUGGGCUGCCCAUGCCAAGAGGCAUAUUCCCGACUUGGUCAUGGAUGAACUGGUCCGGCGAGGUCGAGUAUCGUGAGCUUGAUCUGUACAAAGACAGACCUAUAUCCGCCUUUAACAGUGCUGUGGCAUCUGUUGUCCUGGAAGCCGACGACGGAGAACUUCUCACCAUUUCAGAAUACCUGGAGAUUCCCCAAGCUGGAAUCAACCGUUCUGAGACCCCAAAGGCAGUCCGGUUAGAAACAUGGGUUUUCCCACCAGCUACUGUUGCCGUCACCGAGAGCUCUCACUUGACGUUGCUUGGGGAUCCUGCAAGUCUACAUACAUCGAUCGUAGAUUUUCUAUUCAACCCAGGUCUGGCGAGUCUGGCCCAGAGGGGGUUGGAGUUUGAAACGGAAUGGAUAUGCAUUUAUCUGGGCUCUGUCGAGAGCAAGAGGAUCUGCUUGGUUGUCCGCUCGUCGUGCGACGACGGCUGGGAGCGGAUGAGCUUUGCCAUGGAAGACGUGGAGGCAGACAGCGAUGAGAUUGGAUUAUGUUGUACGUACCGAUGGAGUGGAGUCAAGGUGCUUAACGCGUCUCGACGCGUCUCACUCAACUCCAACCUCAUCAUGAUAGCCUAG